This is a messenger RNA of Ciona intestinalis (vase tunicate), 3390 nucleotides long. RefSeq lists its product as uncharacterized. Gene Ontology annotation, molecular function: carbohydrate binding. The record is from RefSeq and is a predicted model, not a curated record. NCBI's taxonomy places the organism in Eukaryota, Metazoa, Chordata, Ascidiacea, Phlebobranchia, Cionidae.
GUUUAACGAAAGGAUAGGAAAAUGUUGCUUGUUUAGUGUCCGUAUGUUUUACCUGAGAAAGAAUGCCAACUCUUGACCAUGAAGCAAGCAACGAAACAACAGUAUGACGAAGUAAUAUUUGAUGACGCCACGAUGACGUAUAGCGACGUCACGAAUGAAAGACAAAUUCCUCGGAAAAGGUCAAGGUUGAAACCACUGUUGAUGCUGUGCCGAAUAUUUCUGAUCAUCCAAGUUAGUCAGCUGUUCAGCCUUGCGUCUGGGGAUUACUAUCAAGGUUACCUCAACCACAUAAUACGGAACCAAACAUCGAGCGCGUGUGAGACCAGUGUACCUGGCUACCUCUUUAUACGUUGCCCACAAAUGACCACGAUCUCCAUACAGGGAGCCAUGUAUGGCCGGAAGGUCCCAAGCACGAUGAUGUGUCCUGUCUAUUCCUCCAUCCUCUCGCCAGCAGCGUUGAUUGGAAUAAAGGAGAACACGAAUUGCGAGGCGGAGACGUCCCUUGCUAAAACUGUGACUGUGUGCCAAGACAAGCGAGUCUGUCAGCUUCUCGUUCACCCGAGAGAGUUCGGAAAAGAUCCUUGCCCGGAUACGUCCAAGUACCUCACUGUAACUUACAAGUGUCGCUUAAGUAAGAAAGAAACGGAAUCCUUUCGAAAACGCGGUUCUUGUCGCGAUGCUUCUGUUCGUCUUCGUUGUCCUCGUGGCGCUGCGUCGACUCCAAACGUGAUCGCUGUUUAUAACGUCACAAUCACGGAUAAUCCUUCUUGCGGAAACGUCACACAGAGAAGUUGCAACUUUACGAAAGCCACCGCCAUGGAUUACGUCACGAAACGUUGCCAUGGGCAAUACCGAUGUACGUUCCCUGUGUCACGUGAUCUGUGUGGAAACUUCCUCAACGUGGAGUAUUCGUGUGUUCCCGUGAGCGUACUUACCCGCCGUUUACCAACUUCCUCCCUUGCCCUACUUCCUGUUUCUGAGGAUACGAAUGACGUCAGCACAACGACAGUGACGUUGAACGUGACGUCACAACCCAUAACGUCAUCAACUCCACUUACAACGACCAAGCUACCUAUUAUACCAAAACUUACCAGAAUAACCCAACCAACGACUGUAACAACCAAACAAGUUUUGACAACAUCAGUCGUUCAAACGUCCCUACAAUCUACGUCAUCAGUCGCCUUGACAACCCACGACGUCACAACAGUUUCAGUGACGACAACGGGGAGCAGUGGGCGAGAUCUCGAUCGUGACGUCAUCAAACCUACGUCAUCAAUCAGAGAAAGUAGCGUUGAAGCAGUAAACGAAUUCCCACUGCCAGGCAUCGGAAAAAAAGGGGUGACUCCUACCGAAAUUCUGGUCCUGGAUUCCGGCGCCGCAGCGUCUGAAUUGCCGAUGUCAACAUCCAGUAACUCGACAGGCGGAAACGCCAGUGCCGUUACGUCAUCAAGCUUCAUGUUUAUACGAAGCAUGGCUUUGUUGGUGAUAUUUAUCAGAGAAAACUCGGACAGAGUCCUGAUUGUGUUCCUGGCAAGCAUCAGUAUCGGUCUCUUUCUCACUGUGUGCGUCCUCCUUUAUAAGAGAGAGGAUUUUCCGAGCUUUAGGAAGAAGAAAAAGAAGGAGGUUCACAACGAGGAUUCCGCUUCUCUCCUCGGUAACAGAGAGACGUCCCGUCAGUCACAGGCGGAUUCUUCUUCCACUGGGGGCGGUAACGCGCACAGUGCUCUGACGUCAAACAGUGACUCAAACAGAAGAGCCAACCAUAUCGACUACAUUAACCACGUCACUGCAAGCUCACGUAAACGGAAGCAGCGUUCAAGAAUCCAAGCUUUGUUGGUUAAGUGUUGUUCAUGUUGUUGUACUAAUGCACCAUGGCAACGUGACGGUUCAACUGCCGAUGACGACUAUCAUAUCGCACGUCAAUCAACAUCGUUGAGCGAUGAUGACGUCAUUAGUGCAGUAGCAAGCGGCAGGAAUCACUUCGACGGGGAACCUGCCCCAAUAUUUGCCCCUAGCCCCCAACAUGAGUCAACACCCACCAGCGACGACCAUUACCAGGCGUUUUCUGGUGGUAGCGAUGGCAUGAGAUAUGUUGAUGAUAACACAAGUGAAUACGAAUACCAAGAUGACAUCACACCACCUACACCCGCUCCUAUAAGACCUACGACUCUAAGAACAAACCCAAAUGUUGCCCCUAUAAUACCAAACGGUCACAGGCCUUACAACACAGGGUACAGGUCACCAAACCAGUAUGAUCCUCACACACAGAGUCGCCAGUUCAACCAGCCGAAUCAUAUAAGGGAACCGCCUCCGUUUCCUAAAACUUCCAACUACAAUUACCACCACGUUUCUCCCCAUUAUGCCACGCAUCGGAUCGCGUACAACAACACUUUUCAACCAAAUAACACAAACUCUAUGCAUCAUAUCGCGCAGAAUGCUCCACAGCACCACUCGGUUGCUUACCCUGCAAGUUUUGGUGACCACUAUGUGUCGCUGCAACCACAGCUCAGGCAACCUUCAAAUGCGAGGACAUUAACUCUCGGUCAUACAGAUCCGCGGUUGGACCGUAGAGAUUCAUUCUACGAUAACUCCUUACCAAGAGACAGCCCGCUGUACGAAUACUACCAGCGGCAAAACCGUCAAGAAUUGCCUGGUACCAGAAAUAUAAACCAUUACUAUUCAUGACAGCUCUUAUUGCAUACACAAAUUCGUUGUUUUAUUUUUAACUCUCAAAAUUUUAUUGUUGUUUUUUUUAAACUAGCUGAAAAAAAAACUAUUUGGCAAACUUAGUCGUCGUAAAAGUAAUAGCAUAUAACUCAUUAUUUUAUAGCUAUAAUUCUUGUAAUGCGAUCCAGUUAAAUUUAAGCUCUAUUUUUGCACCGCAAACUAGAUUCAAGCUAACACAACCAUACAGGCCUCAAUGUAUUUCUGCUGUGCAUCUUAAAAGUUUCAGGAAAACAAGUGUAGCAGUGUAAUCCUAGCACAUACAUCCUUGUGCCAAUUCAUCCUGCCAUUGCAACAGCAGUGUUUCUAGCCAACUGCUACGAGAAUAAGCUUUUUCUCUGUAUUUUUCUAUUUCUUUUACUGUGUGCUGAUCGCAACACGCUUUUUAUAUCAUCACUGAUCAUUGCUUUACAAAUGCGAAUUACUUUUACCACACCACCCGUGUUACAAUUUGAUUUCGAAUUACUGUAAACUUUGAUUUUUUUGUUUCGGCACAAAAUAUUCAAACCAAUAACUUUUUAAAAAAGACUGAAGGUUAAAUGUUUUUAUUGCUGCUUUAAUUUAAAGAUGUAGUUUUAUGAAGGUGGUAACUACCGAUUCUAUUUAAGGUGUAAAUGUUGACCUAAGCAGUAACUUAUUAUUUUCAAUACACGAUUCUGCCACACU